Molecule: messenger RNA, 1224 nt
Organism: Neomonachus schauinslandi (Hawaiian monk seal)
Lineage: Eukaryota; Metazoa; Chordata; Mammalia; Carnivora; Phocidae
Gene: CCDC188
Product: coiled-coil domain containing 188
Exons: 9
Coding region: 1-1224 (407 amino acids)
Source: RefSeq, a predicted model, not a curated record
AUGGAGGGGCCCAAAACCUUGGGCCCCUGUGGCCACUCCCACCCCCAGUGCCCCCAGCCGUCAGCUUCGAGCAGCCACGGAGGAUGCCUGGAUCCACCCUGCCAGGGGUUUGUAAGGUGGCCCUGCCUGGUGCCUCUCAGUUCCACUCACUCCAUAGAGUCGGCCAGGCCUUUCCCACCUCCGGGGGCAGGGAGCGGGGGGCCCAGGGUCGGGGCUGAGGUACCUGGGAACUUUAUUGCAAGCGAGGAGGGCGAGAUGCAGCGACAGAGACCCAGAGACCCAGCGGGGGCGAGACAAGGACAAGUGGAGACAAGGCUGGGGUGGGGCUGGCCCCUGCACUCGGGACGAGAGCAAGGGGCACCCAGGCAGGGGGGGUCCCCCAGCUCGGGGCCCAGACCCUGCCCGUGCCCGCCCCUGCCGACGGGGUCAGGAACCCCAGCCUCACCCAGGGCAGCCCCCUCCCCGCUCCAGAGCAUGCCCCUGGAUCCUGCAGAGCAGUCCUUCCUCCAGCUGGAGCAGGAAAACCAGAAUCUGAAAAGACAGAACCAGGAUCUGCGGGAGCAGCUGGGGGCCCUCCUGGGGCCAGGGCAGCAGUUCCUGCCCCUGUGCCCGGAGCACUCGAGCUGCACGGCCCUGGCCUGGCCCCCCGAGCAGGCCAGUGCCCGGCCCCUGGAGGACAGGGCGCCCUUGCAGCUGCUGCGGCGAGAGAUGUGCCGGGGCGAGGAGUCCUUCGUGCAGCAGUCUCAGAACGAGCUGCAGCAGAUCCGACUGUCCUUUGAGAGGAAGAAGAUGGCCAUUACCGAGGUGUGGGACGGCGUGGCCGAGGUACACAUGGCCCUGAACAACCAGGCUACUGGGCUCUUGAACCUCAAGAAGGACAUCCGGGGAGUACUAGACCAGAUGGAGGACAUUCAGCUGGAGAUUCUGGGGGAGCGUGCCCAGUGCCGCACCCAGGCCAGGAAGGAACAGCAGAUGGCAUGCAUAGCAAAGGCAAGGCCGCAGCUGGGAUGUUCCGAGGGCCUCAAAGGCCAGCUCUGGCUGCUGGCCCUGAGGCUGCUGCUGGGCGCCCUGCUGGCCUGCACCGCUGCCUACGUGUACGUGGUGGACCCCGCGCCCUUCGAGGGGCUGGUGCCCCCCCUGCUGAGCCGCGCCGCUGUCUGGAAGCUCCGGGCCCUGCUGGGCCCGUUCCUGCGCCUGGAGGUGGACGACUUCCUGCCCUUCUAG